This is a messenger RNA of Diplodia corticola, 1251 nucleotides long. RefSeq names its product p-loop containing nucleoside triphosphate hydrolase. Lineage: Eukaryota; Fungi; Ascomycota; Dothideomycetes; Botryosphaeriales; Botryosphaeriaceae. The record is from RefSeq and is a predicted model, not a curated record. The transcript is spliced from 5 exons. Bases 1 to 1251 code for a protein of 416 amino acids.
AUGUCUCGCCUUCUUUCCGUGGCCACAGCCUUUGGCUUCCUCGGCCGCAGCGCUUUGGCCGAUACCCAGCUGACUGCUGGCUGCCAAUCUUUUGGCAUGGACUUCCAAGGAGGCGGAAUAUACUUUCAGAAUAACGCCUCCACCGAUCCCUUCACCUUUGUCCAGGAGUUCGAAGGCUGCCAAGCUGAUAACUCCACCAACAUCCUGGUUGAUCCCAGUGGCGACCAGUACACCUGCACCAGCACGCCGAUGCAGCCAGACGAUACAGACGAGUUGUCAACAUGCCCCAUAUUGAAGGACGAACUCGUGUCCGGCGCUUGGUCCCUCCUGAUUCUCAGCAACAACGGAGACGAUGGCGCUCCCAUCGCCUUCGAGAGAGACUUUUCACUCACCGUAGGCGUCCAAUCGACUGUGACGGUGACGCCAACCAUCACGUCAACCACGGUCCUCGUGCCAACAACCAACGUCUCCUCGACUGUCACUAGCACUAGUACCACGACACUCCCGCGCAAGACUGUCACGGUGGCCAGCACGACCAUCCAAAAGACCGUAACCAUCACUCCUUCGCCAGUUGUGGCCACCAAGACCAACAUCCUCAACACGAUAACCGUCUCCAAGUUCGUCCCCUCGGUCACCAAGGUUGUGAAGACCGUGACUGCAUCCUGCCGCCUGCCGUCCCGCCAGCCAACUCCCGAUCCGUUCGUCAAGAUCAUGCCCAAGAUGGCUGCUGCCCAGUCCAUCGUCAAGUCCGCUGCCUCUGCUGCAAAGAGUCCUCUCCCCAGUGCCAAGACCCCCUCUGGAUCAAAGUUCCGUUACGCGCGUGACCCGCUCUUCGAUCUCAACCACAACCGCGAGCAGUGGCUUCAGGCACGUUCGGAGCGCCUGCGUGGCAUUUCUGGCCUUGGCAGGCGAGCUCCGGAUGCCCAGCCCUUGACCGUCACCGACCAGAACACUUCCGACUUCAUCACCGUCACUUCCACCUCCACGACCUCUGCUGUAACCAGCACCCUCCUGGCCACUGCUACCAUCACCAGUACCGUCACCCCGGCUCCCGCCACCGUCGUGAAUGGCAAGACCUACCUGCCACCGUCGACCGUCACCCUGGCUACGCCUACCAGCACCCGCACUUAUUACACCGUUGCCCGUGCCACCUCCACGAAGACUCAGGUCAUUCCCGUCACUAUCACCACGACCGUCUACCCUGCCGCUUCCUCGUCCGCUUGCCGCGCGCAUGGAGGUGUUUAUGUCUAG